This is a messenger RNA of Microthlaspi erraticum, 792 nucleotides long. The record is from the annotation of a GenBank genome assembly. Lineage: Eukaryota; Viridiplantae; Streptophyta; Magnoliopsida; Brassicales; Brassicaceae.
AUGAGAAGCAUGAGAUUGUUUCUUUUACUUGCUUUCGGUGCUCUCAUAUUACUUGAAGGAUAUGGGUUUACUGGAGAAACUGAUAAGCAAGGGUUGCUCGAAUUCAAGUCUCGAGUUUCUGAAAACGGAAGAGUUGUCCUUUCCUCAUGGAAUCACUCAAACCCUUUAUGCAACUGGGAUUACAUGUGGCCGCAAACACAAGAGAGUUACUCGUUUGGACCUCGGAGGAUUGCAACUGGGCGGGGUGAUAUCACCAUUUAUUGCUUUCGUUUCUCUACGUUGGCUGAGAAACAGAAAAAGAACCAGCAGGCCAAUUCUGAAGCUCCUUCUACUUUGGAGGUCUUACAUGAGAGGAUAAGUUAUGGAGAUCUUCGAAAUGCAACAGAUGGCUUCUCUUCGAGCAAUUUGAUUGGAACAGGCAGUUUUGGUACUGUGUUUAAAGCAUUAUUACCAGCGGAGAAUAAGGUGGUUGCAGUGAAAGUUCUAAACAUGCAGAGACGUGGAGCCAUGAGGAGCUUUAUGGCAGAAUGUGAAUCCUUGAAGGACAUAAGGCAUCGUAAUCUUGUGAAGCUAUUGACGGCUUGCUCGAGUACUGAUUUCCAAGGAAAUGAAUUCAGAGCUCUCAUCUACGAGUUCAUGCCUAAUGGAAGCUUGGAUGUUUGGCUUCACCCGGAGGAAGUUGAAGAGAUUCAUAGGCCUUCAAGAACUUUAACUCUUUUUGAAAGACUCAACAUUGCAAUAGAUGUGGCUUCUGUCCUGGACUAUCUCAUGUUCAUUGUCAUGAUCCUAUAG